Molecule: messenger RNA, 2322 nt
Organism: Bicyclus anynana (squinting bush brown)
Lineage: Eukaryota; Metazoa; Arthropoda; Insecta; Lepidoptera; Nymphalidae
Gene: Orc4
Product: origin recognition complex subunit 4
Exons: 7
Coding region: 217-1710 (497 amino acids)
Biological process (GO): DNA replication; DNA replication initiation
Cellular component (GO): nucleus; nuclear origin of replication recognition complex
Molecular function (GO): ATP hydrolysis activity; DNA replication origin binding; ATP binding
Source: RefSeq, a predicted model, not a curated record
UUUCACUGUCAAAGUCAAGUAUGGCGCGAUGGCGCGAAUAUUAUUUUGAUUUUCAUUUUUGAUAAUUUCCAGCUCCUGACUAAAUAAUUAAGUAUGUUGCUUAAUGCUUGAUUUCCAGUUUCCUAAUCCUAAAAAUAAACGCUAUUUUUAACCGACUUCUUUUUGUAACGUUAACGAAGUUUAUCAUUAUUUGAUUUAUAAUUUACUGUGUAAAUAAUGCACGAAAUUAACGCAAGCCAGUUGUCUACGCAAAUUAAAUUGAUACGAAAAUAUUUAAAGUUAAAAAUAAUUGAAGACAAUAUAACGUUUAGGGACCACGCUAGCGAAAGGAAACAUGUAUACGAGCUAAUAACAAAAGCAGUUCUGCACGGGGAAUCACAUUCGGCUCUUAUUAUCGGACCCCGCGGUUGUGGUAAGACUGCACUAAUCAAUUCAGUCCUUCACCAAGUGUCGAAAGAGGCGGAUCUGGUGAAUGACGCUAUAGUGGUCAAAUUGAACGGCCUCAUACAUCAUGACGAUAAAGUGGCUCUUAAAUCUAUCACUGCUCAGAUGCAACUUGAAAAUGCUGUCGGCGAUCGAGUGUUUGGUACGUUUGCCGAAAACUUGAGCUUCCUCCUGAGUUGUCUGAUGAGCGGCACGGACAGACGCUGCAAGAGCAUGGUGUUCAUACUGGAGCAGUUUGACAUGUUCUGUCACAGUACACGCACACAGACGCUGCUGUACAACCUGUUUGAUAUCACACACAGCAAGCAGGCUCCUAUGUGUGUGUUGGGUGUAACAAAUCGUAUAGAUGUGAUGGAGUUAUUGGAGAAACGGGUAAAGUCCCGUUUCUCGCAUCGACAUAUAUUCAUUUUCCCAAACGAAAACACAGAAAACAGUGAGGUGAAAUCGCCUUUGAGCAACUGCAAAGAAAUGCUAGUGCAGUGCCUGAGUAUGCCUCUUGCCUUGGGAAGGAGAGAUUUACCCAAGAAACGCAAAGGGAGGAAAUCUAUAGUUAGUAAUGAAGAAGUGAUGGAUAUUGACAGCACUGAUUCCCAAUAUUCCAUACCAGAACAAAUUCUCACUAAAUGCAGGACAGAUGUGAAACAAUUCCAGCAUCUGGAAUGGGCAUUCCUGGAAGACUGGAACUCGCAUGUGCAAAGUUUGGUGCAGGACCAGAAACUUGUGGACUCUUUGGAGAAGUUGUGCUAUUAUACUGUAAAUGAACAAAUCAUCAAGGACAUAUUGUUUCAAACUGUAUCAAAAUUGUCACCAUCCAAACCAUACAUAGACGCCAUAGAGUUAUCCAAUACCAUAGACGAAACAGUAUCCUCUGAACAGAGAGUAAAGCUUCUACAAUCACUGUCUAUACUGGAAUUGUCUCUAGUCAUAGCAAUGAUGCACGGUAUAGAGAUAUUCGAUGGACAGCCCAUGAAUUUUGAAAUGGUUUUACAUAGAUACACAAAGUUCGCAAACGCAAACUCUUCGAACCAAUCCGUACCGAGGCCAGUGGUUCUCAAAGCGUUUGAGCAUUUGCAGCAGUUGGAGAUCAUAAUGCCGUCGAAGAGCACCGACUCCCACACCCUCGGUGACACGAGCACCAGCAGAGUACAGAAGGAAUACAAGCUUUACACCCUGGCUGCGCCUGUGCACGAUAUAAAAGAGGCAAUAAAAAGCUACAAGGCCCUACCCACAGAAAUUACACAUUGGUUCAACAAUACCAUAGAUUGAAGAGUUCCAACAUUUUUUUUUGUUUCAAAUUAAAAUUACAGGCAAAGGUCUGUAAGGUUUUUCUGGAAUUUUUGAGUGUAUUUUAACUCUUAUAUCAGGAAUUUACAAAAUGUGCAGCGUUUACUUUAAUUCAAUAAAAAUUACACAAAACUGGUGGCCAAAAUAUAAUUAACUGAUUGUUGGUAAUGAAACGAGGCAGGGUUUUGUGAGAUGAACUAAUUUUUUUUUUAAUUUUUUUAUUUUUUACAAGUUAGACUUGACUUGACCUUGACUACAAUCUCACCUGAUGGUAAGUGAUGAUGUAAUCUAAGAUGGAAGCGGUCUAACUUGUUAGGAGGAGGAUGACAAUCCACACUCCUUUCGGUUUCUACACGACAUCGUACCGGAACGCUAAAUCGCUUGGCGGUACGUCUUUGUCGGUAGGGUGGUAACUAGCCACGGCCGAAGCCUCCCACCAGCUAAUACUAAAUCAGUGUGUUGUCACACUUAUUUGUCAUAUUUCACACUUAUUUGUCAUAUUUCACACUUCAUCCAAGUGGUCUAUGUGUGACAGGCCAUUAAAUUACACGUUUUUUUUAAAAUAAUCAUCUAGCAGACAGACCAUAGACUCUG